This is a messenger RNA of Erythranthe guttata (spotted monkey flower), 1888 nucleotides long. RefSeq names its product Plant invertase/pectin methylesterase inhibitor superfamily. The record is from RefSeq and is a predicted model, not a curated record. Gene Ontology annotation, molecular function: pectinesterase activity; enzyme inhibitor activity. Lineage: Eukaryota; Viridiplantae; Streptophyta; Magnoliopsida; Lamiales; Phrymaceae. Gene Ontology annotation, biological process: cell wall modification.
CCUUUCCCCUAUAUAAAGACUCCAUUUUGCCAAUUCUUUUGCAUCAUCAAAUCAUUUCAAUUUCUUUUUUUUUUUAAUAUUAAAAACCCCUCUUCAAUUAUUUUCUGCAUGGAUUAUAAACAUCAUAUUCCUCUAUUAUUACCAUUCUUACUAAUAAUACUCUUAUGUGUGGCAAAUUCUUCUGCCACUUAUCAUCCAAUUUGCACACAAACCCCUUACCCAGAACUAUGCAAUUCUCUCACCACAAGCCCCACCCCUCAGUCAACCUUCGACGAAAGUUUGACCCUUUUUCGUGACGUAAGCCUUAGGGCAACUUUACUUCAAGCCGAAAAUGCCCACAAGAAAAUUUCAGACAUGGACCUAAGUUCAUUAUUCAACGAUGACCUAUCCAAGUUAGCAUCGGUAGAUUGUCUCGAUCUUUACGAAGACACAAUCUACCAACUCAACAGGUCCAUCUUCGGGUCGAAAAACGACGCACAAACAUGGUUGAGUUCGUCAAUUGCGAACGAACAAGCAUGCCGAAAUGGAUUUCUUGAUUUCAACUUAUCCUUCUCGAUGAUGCUAAUGAGUGACGACUUCUCGAAGUACCUUAGCAACUCACUCGCCAUCAAUAAAGCCACGGCUUCUGCUUCGUCGUACACGACGAAGCAGAAGAGAAAUCGACGUUUAUUGAGCACCGUUGAUUUCCCUGAAUGGGUUUCGCAUGGUGACCGUAGAUUGCUUCAAUCUUCGACGAAGGGCGAUAUUGUGGUGGCGCAAGAUGGCUCCGGGAACUAUAAGACCAUUAACGAAGCUCUGGCUGCGGCGGAGAAGCAGAGGAGUGGGACCCGGAGAUUCGUUAUAUACGUGAAGAAGGGAGUUUAUAAAGAAAACGUGGAGGUGAAGAGAUCAAUGAAGAAUCUAAUGUUUAUCGGAGAUGGGAUUGAUUCUACGGUUGUGACGGGCAGUAAGAACGUUCAAGAUGGCUCCACUACCUUUCGUUCCGCUACUUUUGCUGUUACCGGUGACGGGUUCAUAGCAAGGGACAUGACAUUCGAAAACACUGCGGGCCCGCAGAAGCACCAAGCGGUAGCCCUACGCUCCGGCUCGGAUUUCUCCGUUUUCUACCGAUGCAGCUUCAAGGGCUAUCAGGACACUCUCUACGUCUACUCUCAACGGCAAUUCUACCGCGACUGCGAUGUCUACGGGACCAUAGAUUUCAUAUUCGGCGACGCAGUUUCGGUCAUCCAAAACUCCAACAUCUACAUAAGAAAACCUAUGUCCAAUCAGAAGAACACAGUCACAGCCCAGGGAAGAAAAGACCCGAACGAAAACACAGGCAUCGUUAUCCACAACUCGCGUGUCACGUCCGCCUCGGGCUCCGGGUCGGGCCCCAGCUACUUAGGGCGGCCGUGGCAGCAGUAUUCAAGAACCGUUUUCAUGAAAUGCGCGAUUGAUGGGAUAAUUGAACCCGCGGGUUGGCUCCCGUGGAGCGGUAGUUUUGCUUUGAGCACUCUCUACUACGGUGAGUAUAUGAACACGGGGAGCGGGGCGAGUACCGGUGGGAGGGUAAAGUGGCCUGGGUUUCAUGUGAUAACUAGUGCAGCGGAGGCCGGAAAAUUCUCCGUCGGGAAUUUCUUGGCCGGAGGUUCUUGGAUUCCGGCCACCGGCGUGCCGUAUACUUCUGGCGUGUGACUUGUUAAGUGAAGUUACGUACGUGUAAAGUUGGAAAAUACGUACCAUGCAUGGUAUAAUGGUGUUUCUUGGAUUAUAAGGUCAUCUAGGAAAGUGAUUUGUUUGCAUAUGUCGUUAUAUGAAAUGUCAAUAUCUUAGUGCAUAUUGGAGGAAGAUUUAUUAUAUUGUAUAUUUGUAAGUUGUAAUUUGUAAUGAUAUUAUUAUUAUAGAUGUA